Molecule: messenger RNA, 330 nt
Organism: Aspergillus luchuensis
Lineage: Eukaryota; Fungi; Ascomycota; Eurotiomycetes; Eurotiales; Aspergillaceae
Exons: 1
Coding region: 1-330 (109 amino acids)
Source: RefSeq, a predicted model, not a curated record
AUGGUCACUGGGCAGUUGACAUGCCGGAGUUUAUCAUCCAAGAGCUACUUCGUACCCACUCAAGCCAGGACCUGUCCUCUUUCAUCGACGCCUAUUUAUGCGAAGUUCUGUCCAAUGAUGACUAAGCCAGGGGAAGGUGCCACAUUCAAACAAGCCCACGUGAUCAUUGACGGAAAGCAACCAGUUGUCUUUGAUCGCAAGCCUAGUCCCGGUCGCACCAGUUCUUUUACUGGUAGAGGUCUAUGGUCUGUGCAGUGGAACUUGCUGGCCCUCCAGGAGUGGAAAGGGGGGUACCCCGCAGUGGUCGUCUUCCUCCUUUUCUCUAUUUGA